CAGGAAAUCUGUGUGGUUUAAAUGCAAACUGGAAGCUCUUUUGCAAGCAAAUUGUGAGCAGAGAGUGUGUUUAGAGCACUGAGCAGCAUGGUCAGCCGUGUGGAGCAUCCUGCUGCAGGCUACAGGAAGAUCUUUGAGACAGUGGAGGAGCUGAAUGAGCCGAUACCUGCAAAGAUCACUGGUGUUAUACCGUCAUGGCUGGGCGGCAGUCUUCUCAGGAUGGGUCCAGGUCUUUUCGAGGUGGGGGACGAGCCUUUCUACCACCUGUUUGAUGGACAGGCUCUAAUGCACAAGUUUGACCUGAAGAACGGGCAGGUGACUUAUUACAGGAGGUUUAUCAGGACGGACGCAUAUGUUCGAGCUAUGACUGAAAACAGGGUGGUCAUCUCUGAGUUUGGCACAGCAGCCUACCCAGACCCCUGCAAAAACAUCUUCUCCAGAUUCUUUACGUACUUCAGAGGCAUUGAAGUGACUGAUAACUGUUUAGUGAACGUUUAUCCAAUCGGUGAAGACUUCUACGCUGUCACAGAGACCAAUUACAUCACCAAGGUUGAUCCUGAUUCGCUGGAGACGUUAAAGAAGGUGGACCUGUGUAAGUACCUCUCAGUGAAUGGGGUGACGGCCCACCCCCACACUGACACAGAUGGUACAGUCUACAACAUCGGCAACUGUUUUGGCAAGAACAUGAGUCUGGCUUAUAACAUCGUCAAGAUCCCACCUGCUCAGAAAGACAAAGCAGAUCCCAUAGAGAAAUCACAGGUGGUGGUUCAGCUUCCCAGCAGUGAGAGGUUAAAGCCUUCCUACAUGCACAGUUUUGGUAUGACAGACAACUACUUUGUGUUUGUGGAGCAGCCGGUGAAGAUCAACCUGCUCAAGUUCCUGUCGGCUUGGAGCAUCAGAGGAGCCACGUACAUGGACUGCUUUGAAUCCAAUGACAGCAUGGGGACGUGGUUCCAUCUGGCCACUAAAGACCCAGCAGGUUAUCUGAGCAGCCACAAGUUCAGAACAUCAGCUUUCAACCUCUUCCACCACAUCAACACCUACGAAGACGAGGGAUUCAUUGUCGUCGACCUCUGCACAUGGAAAGGUCAUGACUUUGUGUAUAACUACCUGUACCUGGCCAACAUGAAGGAGGAGUGGGAGGAGGUGAAGAAAGCAGCGAUGAGAGCUCCUCAGCCUGAGGUCAGACGAUACGUACUGCCACUGGAUAUACACAGGGAGGAGCAGGGGAAGAAUCUGGUGUCUCUGUCCUACACCACAGCUACUGCUGUACUUCACAGUGAUGGCACCGUCUGGCUUGAACCUGAAGUCCUCUUUUCUGGACCACGACAGGCCUUUGAGUUUCCUCAGAUUAACUACUCUCGGUGUCGUGGGAAGAAGUAUUCCUUCGCCUACGGUCUGGGACUCAACCACUUCAUCCCUGACAGGAUAGUCAAGCUGAACGUGCAGACCAAAGAGACCUGGGUGUGGCAGGAGGAGGAGUGUUACCCGUCAGAGCCGCUGUUUGUACCAACACCUGGAGCUACAGAGGAGGAUGAUGGUGUGCUGCUGAGUAUCGUGGUGAAGCCUGGUGCAGAGAGACCAGGCUUCCUGCUGGUGCUGGAUGCCAUGAAACUGACUGAGCUGGCCAGGGCAGAGGUCAACACCAUCAUCCCCGUGACCUUGCACGGCACGUACAAACCAUGACCCCGACUCUAGAGAGUCCGAGUCCUGCUCACCCUGCAUGACAUCUGAGGAGACUUUAAUAACUGGUAUGAAAAUGGUUUACAAAUGAGUAUUACUCUUCAUUUUUGGGACAACUGACCACUGUGUCUUAUAGCUGGUGCAGAAAAACAGUGCUUGUGCAUUGACGAAGUGACGCCAGCAUGAAGUCACAGAGUUUACUUUGCUUUUGCUAAGACCUUUUGACAAAUACAACCACAUUUACUGCAUUGAAAAUGUUGUACAUUAUGACUAAAACAGCAUCUGCAGAUUUAUGAAAUCAUUCUUGUUAAGCAAAGACUACAAUUAAAUACAUACAAAAUCUUUUUGCAACAUAUUUUACAAGGCAUUCAGUUUUAUUCUUUUAUACAAAUAAAACCAAUUACAAUAACCAUUUUACUUUUGUAAUUACAUUACUUAUUACAGUGUUGUGUUACAGUGUUUAGACAACAGUCACCUUAAAAUAAACCUGUGCUACACAUACAUCUUCCUGUGAGCUGCAGCUGGAGAGCAGAGUUCCUAUCUUUCGUGUCCUGACCAUUUUUAGCACAUCAAACCUAGAAGAGAAGCAGUUUUCACAAAAAUACAUUUCCAUCCAGUAUUUGCUGGUGGCUUUCCUCUGACCAGAUGAAAACAUAUCAGUGUA
This is a messenger RNA of Toxotes jaculatrix (banded archerfish), 2347 nucleotides long. Its product is annotated as retinal Mueller cells isomerohydrolase-like. The transcript is spliced from 14 exons. Gene Ontology annotation, molecular function: all-trans-retinyl-ester hydrolase, 11-cis retinol forming activity; beta-carotene 15,15'-dioxygenase activity; retinol isomerase activity. Bases 88 to 1686 code for a protein of 532 amino acids. The record is from RefSeq and is a predicted model, not a curated record. NCBI's taxonomy places the organism in Eukaryota, Metazoa, Chordata, Actinopteri, Toxotidae. Gene Ontology annotation, biological process: zeaxanthin biosynthetic process; retinal metabolic process.